CUGGAGCUGUGAAGCUGACUCGUGGGGCCAGGGAUGGUGUGCGGGGCUGGAGGACGAGCCGCCGCUAGGUCGGUGGGCUCCACAGCCACAGUCAGCCCUCCCGUGACUCUCCAGGUCCGGCUGUGAUGCUCUAGGCCGCGUCGAGGGUGAGCACACGCCAUCUAUGGGUCUGCCCUGAUCGUCGAGCCUGCUUAUGGGGGAAGGUGACAGCAUCUGGGCCCCGUCUGUCCUUCCUCACGGCACCCUCAGCACCUUGACCCGCCACCCCCAGCUGCACUUUGGAAGAGAGAUGGAGUCCAAGGUCUCAGAAGGUGGCCUGAACGUGACCCUGACCAUCCGUCUGCUGAUGCACGGAAAGGAGGUCGGCAGCAUCAUCGGGAAGAAAGGAGAGACCGUGAAGAAGAUGCGAGAGGAGAGCGGGGCGAGAAUCAACAUCUCUGAGGGAAACUGCCCGGAAAGAAUCGUGACCAUCACGGGCCCGACGGACGCCAUCUUCAAGGCCUUUGCCAUGAUUGCCUACAAGUUUGAGGAGGACAUCAUCAACUCCAUGAGCAACAGCCCAGCCACCAGCAAGCCCCCGGUGACACUGAGGCUGGUGGUCCCUGCCAGCCAGUGCGGGUCGCUGAUCGGCAAAGGCGGCUCCAAGAUCAAGGAGAUCAGGGAGUCCACAGGUGCCCAGGUCCAGGUGGCCGGGGACAUGCUGCCCAACUCCACGGAGCGGGCAGUGACCAUCUCGGGGACCCCCGACGCCAUCAUCCAGUGUGUCAAGCAGAUCUGUGUGGUCAUGCUGGAGUCCCCACCGAAAGGUGCCACCAUUCCCUACCGCCCAAAGCCCGCCUCCACCCCUGUCAUUUUUGCAGGUGGUCAGGCCUACACGAUCCAGGGACAGUACGCCAUCCCCCACCCAGAUCAGUUGACCAAGCUCCACCAGCUGGCCAUGCAGCAAACCCCCUUUCCUCCCCUCGGACAGACCAACCCCGCUUUCCCCGGAGAAAAGCUGCCUUUACACUCCUCCGAAGAAGCUCAAAAUCUGAUGGGCCAGUCGUCAGGUCUGGAUGCCAGCCCCCCGGCCAGCACACACGAGCUCACCAUUCCCAAUGAUCUAAUAGGCUGCAUAAUCGGACGCCAAGGCGCCAAAAUCAAUGAGAUCCGGCAGAUGUCCGGGGCGCAGAUCAAAAUCGCCAGCGCCACGGAGGGGUCAUCAGAGCGCCAGAUCACCAUCACGGGCAGCCCGGCCAACAUCAGCCUCGCCCAGUACCUCAUCAACGCCAGGCUGACGUCCGAGGUCACCGGGAUGGGCGCGCUCUAACCCCGCCGGCGUCCCCACUGCAGCCUCGCCACCUGUGCAGCCCGCCCACCCCCUUGCAGAUCUAGAGGUUUUCUUUACUAACAGAGCUGUCUAUGCCUAGAGAUGCGCCCACCGCGCUCUAGCUGUGUCCACAAGCCCAGCCCCGCCCUGACGCUGCUCCGUGUUCAUUUACGCCCAUCUCCUCCCGCGUUGGCAUGCCGUGUUCAUUCUUUUAAAUGCUUUGGGGCCACUCCCACCUGUGACCUUUUAGAAACAUCCCUUAGUGUCCAUGUAACUGUUUUAAGACUUGGUUUGACGUCUGGACGGCGCUCCUGGCAGCUGCCCCUCCCAGGCCCUCGGCCUCGGCUCCUGUGGCCGCGCAGGUCGGCGCCGGGCGGGCGCUCGUCUC
Messenger RNA from Hippopotamus amphibius kiboko, 1697 nucleotides. It is a transcript of the gene PCBP3, whose product is annotated as poly(rC) binding protein 3. The transcript has 15 exons. NCBI's taxonomy places the organism in Eukaryota, Metazoa, Chordata, Mammalia, Artiodactyla, Hippopotamidae. Bases 194 to 1309 code for a protein of 371 amino acids. Gene Ontology annotation, molecular function: mRNA binding. The record is from RefSeq and is a predicted model, not a curated record. Gene Ontology annotation, biological process: regulation of RNA metabolic process; regulation of gene expression. Gene Ontology annotation, cellular component: cytoplasm; nucleus.